Mytilus trossulus (common blue mussel) is the source of this 1465-nucleotide messenger RNA. RefSeq names its product xaa-Arg dipeptidase-like. NCBI's taxonomy places the organism in Eukaryota, Metazoa, Mollusca, Bivalvia, Mytilida, Mytilidae. The record is from RefSeq and is a predicted model, not a curated record. Gene Ontology annotation, molecular function: dipeptidase activity. The transcript has 6 exons. The coding region runs from base 116 to 1300 and encodes 394 amino acids.
AUAAAUUAUUUUAAAUAAGUCAAAUAUUCAAUAUUCGGACCUGCGCUUCCAUAUAGUACAAGUAAUCAAAAGUCUAUGAAUAUACACUUUGUAUAAGCAAGUUACUCUCAAAUAAAUGGAAUUAUUAAAACAGUCGAUAUUUCAAGCAAUUGACGAGGAAUCUGAAGAACUUGAAGAACUGAGCAAAGAGAUAUGGCAAAAACCGGAACUUAACUUUGAGGAACAUUAUGCACACGAAAAACUUACCAAUUUCCUUGAAAGUAAAGGUUUCAACGUUACACAGAAAUUUGUUUUAGAGACUGGAUUUAAAGCUGAGGUAGGCACCGGCAAAAAUCAACCAAAUAUUGCUAUAAUUUGUGAGUAUGAUGCGUUACCGGAGAUCGGACAUGCAUGUGGACAUAACUUGAUUGCUGAAGCUGGUGUUGCUGCUGGUCUUGGAAUAAAAGCAGCAAUGGAGAAAAUGGAAAAACCAUGUGGCAGGAUAACUGUUUUGGGUACCCCUGCAGAGGAAGGAGGGGGAGGGAAAAUUGACAUGAUCAAAGCUGGUGUCUUUGAUGAUAUUGAUGUAGCAAUGAUGGUUCACCCUUCUCCAAAAACUAGCUCUCAUGUUUCCCUGACAGCGAUUGACAGGGUAACAGUUAAGUACAUUGGGAAAGCAGCACAUGCUGCAGUCUAUCCAUGGAAUGGAGUUAACGCCCUUGAUGCGGCGGUAUUGUGCUACCAGACGGUGUCCUGUCUAAGGCAACAGAUGAAGCCUACAUGGAGAGUCCAUGGAAUAAUAAAAAAUGGUGGAAUCAAGUCAAAUAUUAUACCAGAUUUGUCUGAACUUGAAUACUCGUACAGAGCACCAAACAAACAAGAACUAGACCAACUAAAAGUCAAAAUGAGAUCCUGUUUUGACUCAGCAGCCACAGGCACUGGAUGUCAGGUGUCAUAUGAUUUUUCAAGCAAGCCUUAUUUGAAUUUGGUCAGUAAUUAUCGAAUGGCAGACGCCUUUAGGAGUAAUGCAGAAUCUCUUGGUGUAACAUUUGACGCAAAAGAAGACGAAAUAGGAGGUUCAUCGGAUAUGGGGAAUGUUUCACAAAUUGUUCCAAGUAUUCAUCCACUUUAUAACAUUGAUACGAUUCAUGGAAAUCAUACCAAAGAUUUUACCACUGCUUCAGGUGAUCCAAAAGCUCAGUUGCAUACUCUGAAUCAAGCUAAAGCUAUGGCACUAACCUGUCUUGAUAUUCUAACAGAUGAAAACUUAUUAAAAGAAAUAAGGGAUGAAUUUGCAGUAUUCAAACAAAAUUCACAAUGAAUCAGUGGUUACAAAAUAAAAUCUCAAAACCUUACAGAUUUAUGUACACAGAUGCAUUUGCUUGAUUUUGAUAACUUUUUAAGUCAAAUGUUAAAAUUUGCUUUCAUGUAAUGAGUUAAAAAGACUUAUUGGUUGUACUUACAGUAAUAAUUUUGUCUCAGAAAA